AUGGCAGAACAGAGGGAAAGUUCACCUCGAAUAGCUGAUGAUGGAGAUAACGUCGACGAGGAACUUCGAUUAAUGCAAGCCAGAUUAGCAGAAAUGGAAGCUGAGAAGAAUGCUCUUGCAUCGAAUAGAGGAUCAGCAACGCCGAAUCCGGCAACGUCGAACGGGAAUGGCGAAGCUUCAGAAACUCAUGAAGGUGGUAAUGAUGCCAGUAUGGAUGAUGAGGAUGCACCCGCCGCAGUAGAUUCGAGGAGUGUCUAUAUCGGUAAUGUAGAUUACGGAGCUACACCAGAAGAGAUUCAAGCACACUUUCAAGCAUGUGGAACGAUAAAUAGAGUGACGAUAUUAUGUGAUAAAUUCACUGGACAUCCAAAAGGUUACGCUUAUGUAGAAUUUGCUGAACCCUCAAUCGUUCAAAACGCUUUAGUCUUGAAUGAAAGUAUGUUCAGAUCGAGGUUAAUUACUGUACGAGAGAAGAGGACGAAUUUACCAGGAAUGAAUAUGACUAAUCGUGGACGUGGAAGAGGUCGUGGUGGAUUUAGAGGAGGUGGUUUCAGAGGUGGAUUUAGAGCAAGAGGAAGAGGUCGAGGUAGAGGAUGGUAG
Molecule: messenger RNA, 600 nt
Organism: Kwoniella shivajii
Lineage: Eukaryota; Fungi; Basidiomycota; Tremellomycetes; Tremellales; Cryptococcaceae
Exons: 6
Coding region: 1-600 (199 amino acids)
Cellular component (GO): cytoplasm
Molecular function (GO): poly(A) binding
Source: RefSeq, a predicted model, not a curated record